Messenger RNA from Psammomys obesus (fat sand rat), 1944 nucleotides. RefSeq names its product phospholipase C zeta 1 (gene Plcz1). The record is from RefSeq and is a predicted model, not a curated record. Bases 1 to 1944 code for a protein of 647 amino acids. Gene Ontology annotation, cellular component: nucleus. The transcript is spliced from 13 exons. Lineage: Eukaryota; Metazoa; Chordata; Mammalia; Rodentia; Muridae. Gene Ontology annotation, molecular function: calcium ion binding; phosphatidylinositol-4,5-bisphosphate phospholipase C activity. Gene Ontology annotation, biological process: intracellular signal transduction; lipid metabolic process; positive regulation of cytosolic calcium ion concentration involved in egg activation.
AUGGAAACGCCGCGGCAUCAUGAGCACGCAGAAGCAAGAUGGUUUUUGACAAUGAUUCAGAAUGAAUUUAGAGGUGGAAAAAUCACCGUUGAAAACACUCACAAAUUGCUUGAAAAACUUGGUAUUCGGUGCAACUUUGCUCAUGUGAAACGCAUUUUUAAGGAAAAUGACGGACUGAAACAAGGAAAAAUCACCAUAGAAGAAUUUAGAGUCAUUUAUCGAUCUAUUACUUACCGAGAAGAAAUUCUUGAGAUUUUCAACACAUAUUCUGAGAAUCGGAAAAUUCUUUCUGAAAAAAACCUGACCAAGUUUUUAACCCAAGAGCAGUAUGAGAUGAUAGAAAAUCACUCCCUUUCAACUGAGAUUAUCAAAAAGUAUGAGCCCAUAGAUGAAGUGAAGAAUGAACAGCAGAUGUCAUUUGAAGGUUUUGUAAGAUAUAUGUUUUCAUCAAAUUGUCUAAUAUUUAAAGAGGAUUGUAAAGCAGUAUAUCAAGAUAUGAAUCAGCCAUUAAAGGAUUAUUUUAUUUCAUCUUCUCACAACACAUAUUUGAUAUCUGAUCAAUUACUGGGACCAAGUGACCUUUGGGGAUAUAUAAGUGCCCUGGUGAAAGGCUGCCGCUGUCUGGAGAUUGACUGCUGGGACGGCGCACAAAACGAACCCAUUGUGUACCACGGUUACACUCUCACCAGCAAGCUGCUCUUCAAAACCGUCAUCCAAGCGAUAAACAAGUACGCCUUUGUGACGUCGGAGUACCCCGUGGUGCUGUCCUUGGAGAACCACUGCUCCCCUGGCCAGCAGGACGUGAUAGCUGACAUUCUGCAGAGUACCUUUGGAGACUUGCUGCUCUCAGACAUGCUUGAUGAGUUUUCAGAUAGGCUACCAUCUCCAGAGGCACUGAAAUUCAAAGUAUUAGUGAAAAAUAAGAAAAUAGGAACCUUGUUGGAAACCCGCGAGAGGAAGGGGAUGUUCAAACAGGGCCGAGUGCUGGAGACAGAAGACGAUGUGUAUGAAGACGAGGAAGAGGAUUUAUUGAAGGAGCCAGAAACUCGAGAUGACUUUUUAUUACGGGUCAAGGAGGAAAAGGAGACAGACCUCUCAAAGCUGAUUGGAGGAGCAGCUGCCAAGAAAAAGACCAAGAAGAUAAGACUAGCUCUGGCCUUAUCUGAUCUUGUCAUUUAUACUAAAGCUGAGAAGUUCCGAAGUUUCCAAUAUUCAAGACUUUAUCAGCGAUUUAAUGAGAACAAUUCUCUUGGGGAGUCUCGAGCUAGAAAACUUUCAAAAUUGAGAGUCCAUGAGUUUAUUUUCCACACCACCAAAUUCAUCACCAGAAUAUACCCUAAAGUGACGAGAACAGACUCUUCUAAUUUUAACCCUCAAGAGUUUUGGAAUAUAGGCUGCCAGAUGGUGGCCUUGAAUUUCCAAACUCCUGGACUGCCUAUGGAUUUGCAAAAUGGGAAAUUUUUGGAUAAUGGAGACUCUGGAUAUCUUUUGAAGCCAGACUUCCUCAGAGACACAACCCUGAGCUUUAACCCCAGUGAAGUAACAGGAGAGGGCCACCCACUCACCCUCACAAUACGACUCAUCAGUGGGAUCCAGCUGCCCUUCAGCCUGUUCUCUAACAAAGCCGACGUGCUGGUGAUCAUAGAAGUCUAUGGGGUGCCAAGUGACCAAGUCAAGCAGCAGACCCGUGUUGUCAAGAAAAACGCUUUUAGUCCAAGGUGGAAUGAAACAUUUACAUUUAUUAUUCAAGUACCAGAACUGGCGUUGAUACGUUUUGUGGUUGAGAAUGAAGGCUUCAUAGCACCAAAUGAAUUUCUUGGGCAGUACACUUUGCCAGUUCUAUGCAUGAACAAAGGUUACCGCCGCGUUCCUCUGUUAUCCAAAGAGGGUGCGAGCCUUGAACCCUCUUCACUGUUUAUUUACGUUUGGUACAUCAGAGAGUGA